Molecule: messenger RNA, 518 nt
Organism: Melanaphis sacchari
Lineage: Eukaryota; Metazoa; Arthropoda; Insecta; Hemiptera; Aphididae
Product: succinate dehydrogenase assembly factor 4, mitochondrial-like
Exons: 2
Coding region: 144-461 (105 amino acids)
Biological process (GO): mitochondrial respiratory chain complex II assembly
Cellular component (GO): mitochondrion
Source: RefSeq, a predicted model, not a curated record
AUUAGUGUUAACUCUAUGAUAUUAUUAUAUUAACUAUAAUUAACUAUAAUAAGCUCAACCUUAAUAAAAACUAUCAACCAGCAGGAAGCAAUACUAUUUUGUUAACAAAAUAGCAACAUUAAAACAUUUCUUCAUUAUAAUCAAUGUUAAUGUAUUCAAUGAAUGUAUUCCGACUAACAUCUACAAUACGCUUGCCAAUUAAACAAUGUUCGAUACAGUUAACUAAAUAUAAAUCCACAGAUUCCAAAAAAGAGGAUUUAAAAGAAAAAAUUAGAAUGAAAACACCAAUCGGAAAAUUAGAUGAAAUUGAAGCUGGUAAACAUCCAUUUCAAGAAAAAGAGCCUUUGAAAGAAUGGCCUGAAGGCCGUAAUCCCACAACUGGAGAAAAAAAUGGCCCAAAAGGACCCGAACCAACUAGAUAUGGUGAUUGGGAGAGAAAAGGAAGAGUGACAGAUUUUUAAAUUCAACACAUAUUUAUAAUAUAAAUCAUUUGUUUAUAAUUAAAUAUCUAUAGUAGG